AAAAUUGCUCAUUUGAGAAUCUCAUUGAAAUGAAGAGUUUGACACAAAACAUUUAAAUCUAAUUAUUUAUUUUGGUUUAGUUCAAUCAAUCAAUCUUUUCAUUAAGAAUAUUCUGUUAACGUAUUUUAAUUUGUUACAUAUUUCUAUUAAAAAUAUCUCCUGGUUUUUAAGCCUGUAUAUUUUUGUGUUUCUUGGUUACUUUUAAGGAUUUUCAAAACUGUGGUGCAAUGAUGACUUUAUCUAAAUCGUGUUUGCCCAGCAAUAAUGGUUGUAGCCCUAAAUCAACUGCUAAACACAAGAUUUUAGAUGAAAAUGAAAACGAAGCGAAUCUCAGUGAUAGAGGGAUUAACAGUUUGGAGGAACUACCAAGAAUAUUUUAUCUCAACAACAUUACCAGGUUAACCUUGAGUCACAACAAAAUUCGAGCCAUUCCUCCGUCCAUUUCAAACAUGACCAACCUGGAAUCGUUAAAUUUGUUUAAUAAUCAAAUUGAAGAAUUACCCUCCGCCAUAGUAUCACUGCCUAAAUUGAAAAUUCUGAAUGUUGGCAUGAACCGUUUGUAUAAUCUUCCUAGAGAUUUUGGUGAAUUUCCAGUGUUGGAAGUAUUGGAUCUUACUUACAACAAUCUCGAUGCUAAAUGUUUUCCAAACAAUUUCUACACCUUGGAAACAUUAAGAGCGUUGUAUUUAGGAGACAAUGAUUUUGAAUAUUUGCCUUCUGAAAUCGGCCAACUUAAAAAUCUUCUGAUUUUAUGUCUUCGGGAUAAUGAUUUACUCACUUUACCCCGUGAAAUCGGCCAACUUACUCGAAUAAGAGAGUUACACAUUCAAAACAAUCGUCUAAGUGCUUUACCUCCGGAAUUAGGAAAUCUUGAUCUCUGUUCCAACCGAAGUGUCUGUCGAAUGGAGGGAAACCCAUGGAUACCACAAAUUGCUGAUCAACUUCAGAUUGGAGUCUCUCAUGUAAUGGAUUUCAUCCGUCAAGAGGCUUACAAAUUUCUGUAUAGUCGAACCCAAGGAAUGUCUUCAACUGCUGUCCCUUCACGAAAUGACGAAAGGAAAUCAAAGAAAAUUUCUCGGAUACGAGUUAAAUAAGGAAACUUUGAGAUUAUUAAACCUUUUGAGUUUAAUUUGCAAUUACUAUUAAUAAGCUUGAUCGCCCUAUUCUACUCUUUCAAUGCAUUACGACUUUUAAUAAAUUUGAUCUGUGUCGAUCUUUCCUUGACUGCCUUCGGACUUGUUCACAAUCUCAACACUGAACUACUCUUACUAAAUUUACUAUAAGAAAUAUUCAGUGAUUUAACUAACUCAACGCCUUUUUAUUCAAGAUUCAUCUUAUAUAAACACGUAUUAAUUGCUAAUAAUCAAUUUAAAAUAUAUUUGUAAAUGAUAUAUGUCAUGACUUGAAGAAAAUCUUUUUUUCUUGCCAGAAAUUCAAUCCAUGUAGCCUUAUUCAUGUUAAAAUAAGCUUGUUAAUUCUAGCAUAACAAAAUCUUUUAUCAAACAGAUAAUAAAUAUUUAAAAUCUCACAA
This is a messenger RNA of Tetranychus urticae (two-spotted spider mite), 1531 nucleotides long. It is a transcript of the gene ics, whose product is annotated as ras suppressor protein 1. Gene Ontology annotation, molecular function: protein binding. The record is from RefSeq and is a predicted model, not a curated record. Gene Ontology annotation, cellular component: cytoplasm. Lineage: Eukaryota; Metazoa; Arthropoda; Arachnida; Trombidiformes; Tetranychidae.